AUGACUUAUCAAAGAUUGUUGUUGGUGUCGUUGAUCCAAACAGAUCUCUUAGCUUUAGCUCAAACAGUUUGCGGCAAGAAUGGCAACUACACCAGCAACAGCGUAUACGGCGCUAACAUCAACACCACUCUCUCUUCUAUCUAUACAAACAUCGGCAUCAAUGGCUUCUACAACGCCUCAGCCGGGCAGGGGCCCGACCGAGUGAACGCCAUCGCGCUGUGCAGAGGCGACGUUCAGCUCAACGUGUGCCGUCAAUGUGUGCAGGAAGCCGGCGCCGAUCUGGUGGAGUCAUGCCCGAUUCAGAAGGAGGCCUUCGUCUGGAGUGAAUUUUGCAGUUUACGGUACUCGAAUGGAACCAUCUACGGGGCUGUGGCGACUAGACCCGCUGUCUCCGUGAGGAAUACACAGAAUGUGACGAGUCCAUGGCAGUUUAGGGAGGCUCAAAGAGCGUUGCUCCAUGAUCUACGGGGACGAGCCUCUGCUGGCUCGUCUACGAGGAAGGUGGCAGCGGGGAGUGCAACUGGACCCGAUUCUCAAAUGAUUUUCGGAUUAGUUCAGCUCCCCGAAUUUGACAUUGGAGGAUUGUAA
Messenger RNA from Salvia hispanica, 588 nucleotides. The record is from RefSeq and is a predicted model, not a curated record. Lineage: Eukaryota; Viridiplantae; Streptophyta; Magnoliopsida; Lamiales; Lamiaceae.